UUUUUACAACUAUCGAUAAAGUGAACAUGUUGGUUGAUAAACAAGAAGGUGUAAAUAGGGUUCCGUCGUUAUACUGCCGGAAACAAGCUCCAGACCUUCCAACCUGGAUCAUGUAUGAUAAGCAUAUACUACGAUUCCAUGCUUUCUUCCAACAAACAUUACAUGAAAACCGUUCAGGCUCUCAUAUACUACGGAAGGUGAACAUCUUAUUUUAUCUUGAGGAUGGUACGAUUAAGGUGAUGGAGCCGAAGACGGACAAUAGUGGACUGACCCAAGGAACAUUGAUCAGUCGUCAAAGAAUACGUCUUCCGUUCAGUAAUGAUUUAUAUUACGAUGUACUGGAUCUGAAUAUUGGAUUGGAAGUUUCAUUCUUUGGGAAAGUUUUUAAGAUCGUAAAUUGUGACAACUUUACUCGGGUAUUCCUGAACCGUCUUGGCAUCAACGUACCGGACCCCAUACCUUAUCCGGAUUCUGUAGAACGAUCGCGUGAUACCCGGAAACCGGUGAAGCACAGGCCCUUCAAACAAUUUCUUGAUUUUGAUCGACAAGUUUUGAGGUUCUACGGUUACUGGGACGACCGUGAUUCAGAAUUCGGAACAUUGCAUAAUUUGGAGAUACAUUAUUUUCUAGCUGACGAUACUAUUGAGAUCAAAGAAACGGUAGCACCAAAUUCCGGCACGGAGACCAGUCCAAUGUUUUUAAAAAGAAUGCGCUUGCCUCGCAAAAUACCGCCCAAAAUAGAAAUGACCGGCGGUCCGCCAGUGCCAUCGUAUUGUCCAGCUGAUUUAAGUAUUGGAGCUGUUCUGAACGUAUUUGGGCGCAAUGUCGUUCUUACUGACUGUGAUCCAUUUACAAAGGAAUAUUAUCGUGUCACAUAUGGAUUCGAUACAUUUACUAAACUACCGAUUCCUCAAGACCAAAGCAAAGAAUGCAUAAGUUCUAGCAUGGCUGAACGUGAAUUACCUCCUUGGAACGGCUACGGUAGCUAUGACGAUUCAGCAGAAAACUGUCGCACAGUCGAACCUAAAGCACAACAUAGGGACUUCAUUAAAUUCCUCAAUAAAGAUAGAGUUGGUUUCGAUUCGCACGUCCUACGAUUUGCUGCUCGUUUGAUUACCGAUAACCCUGACGAUAUCCGACGCUAUUUUAUCAUCAAAUAUUUUCUAUGUGAUGACACUAUUGGCGUUUUUGAAUUAGGCGAGCGCAAUUCGGGUUUCUUGGGUGGAAAAUUUUUCCGGCGUGACAAAAUGUAUUUGCCGGACGUGAAUUUCUUUGUGCCUAAAGAACCGCCAGCGUACACGGAUAAAGACAUGUGGGUUGGCAACGAGUUGGUUGUUAACAAGCACCGAUUCCGACUUAUUGCCGCUGAUGAAUAUGCUCUGCGAUACAUGGAGUUGCAUUCUGAACAGUACCCGAUGGCAAAUAUAGCGUUGAUAAUGGACAAGAUUCGUCGCACGCUGGCUUCUCAAGAAAAUGGAUACAAGAACUUUGUAGCAAAAUAUAUGGAAGCUGUGGAACCGGAUAAAAAAGAUCUCAUGUCUGUUAGAUGUUUUAAACAAGCACUGAAAGAAGUAAUGUGUGAAAAGAUGACAGAGCACGAGUUUGUGACUCUGAUCAGAUUCUUCCGUGGGGACCCUGGCAAGGAUAAACUUCCACGCAGGGAAAUGGUCAGGUCACUAGUUUUCACGGAGCUGACACGGGGUUUGUGGGAUGAUCGGGAUCGUCUCCGCGAAGGUCUAAUGCACGCUGAUGCGACUGGUUCGGGCGCACUGUCCCCAGAUCGAAUGCGACAACUUCUACGCGCCCACAGACUGCCGAUCAACACAGAUCUCAUGGAUUGCAUGUUGUCAGUUUUGUUAAAAGAUGAAAAUUGCAAUAUCCAUUACGAAGACUUGAUGGAAUUCUUGGAUUUCAAGACUCGACCAGUGUUUAAUCUUUCUGAUGCGGAUUACGAGAAGGUUGUACGUCAUGCACCACCCUUGAAGGAUACUGAGUGUAAAAUGUGGAGUGAAGCGGAGGUGGAAAUUAAAAGCGGGUUCGUCAACUGGAAUGCCUUCCUUUGUCAGUUAAACCUCGAGCACCUCGUUAAAGAACAGUCUUAAGAAAUAAUAAAAAGUACGAAAAAUCAAGAUAAAAUUAAACUAAUCACGCAUUAUUUAACUUCUUAUAAGAAAGAUAGGAUAACAAAGUUUUAAAAUCCGUAAAAAAUAUAAAUUUACCGUAAUUCAGGAGCGAAGAG
Messenger RNA from Spodoptera exigua (beet armyworm), 2239 nucleotides. The record is from the annotation of a GenBank genome assembly. Lineage: Eukaryota; Metazoa; Arthropoda; Insecta; Lepidoptera; Noctuidae.